AUGAUACCAAGGACUAAAGUCACAACUGCUUGCCAAAACUGCCAAACAAAAAAAAUUAGAUGUUCAGGUCCUCCCGAAUGUACCAAAUGUCGGGAAAAAAAUCAAAUCUGUAAUUUUAUCACUGAGAGAAAGCGACGUGGUCCUACUCCGAGAAUAAAACGUGAUGUUAUCGAAUCUUUAGCAACUCGGCGGGCGAAAAUUGGUUAUUGUCCCCCUUCGUUUGUAAUUUUAACCAAAAAAACAGCAAACAUUAGUAAUAUAAUAGAUCUUAAUUUUAUGGGACAUGUAUCUGAAUUAGAGAGUAAACGUAUGUCUCAUGCUUAUUAUAAUGACAAAUUGUUUCGUAAUCAAAAUGAAGUUCGAGGCACUAAUACUCAAGAAAUACAAUUACGGUUUGAUGCUUUGAUUAAUGAUAGUGAAGUUGAAAGCCAAAUCCAUCAUUUAAAUCAUAUCGAUAAAGAAAAAAAUAUGAAUGUCGAAUUUCGUACUCCAAGAGCGAAUUCAUUUUCAUCAUUAAAUGAUAGGCCUCACCAUAAUCCGAGCCUUUUUCCUGAAAAUAUAACAUACAAUGUUCUUUAUGGGAUCGGUAACAAAAAGGAAUCGAAGGAAGAGGUUCCUAUUUAUGAGGUUGCUAUUCUAUUUGCAUAA
Molecule: messenger RNA, 648 nt
Organism: Cetraspora pellucida
Lineage: Eukaryota; Fungi; Glomeromycota; Glomeromycetes; Diversisporales; Gigasporaceae
Source: the annotation of a GenBank genome assembly